Molecule: messenger RNA, 742 nt
Organism: Rhagoletis zephyria (snowberry fruit fly)
Lineage: Eukaryota; Metazoa; Arthropoda; Insecta; Diptera; Tephritidae
Source: RefSeq, a predicted model, not a curated record
AUGGCCGCCCCGGAGACCGAAGCGGAAGCGGCCGCUCGCGAGCGCAAGGACGCCAUGGACCGCAUUCUCGAGGAGGUCAACUUUGAGGAGAACUUUCAGCAGCUGCCUGAAUUUGACCCGACCACCAUGGUGGCGCCCAGUAGCGUGGUGACGCCCACGACGCCCUUGCAGUUGUCUCCGAGCAUGACCGCCGCCUUUGUCAGUUCUUACCGGAAGCGACAGCAGCGGAAGCAGCACCUGGCGGCGCUGGCCGCCGCUGCCACCUCGGCCAUUGUCAACAGCACUUCUGCUUCGGGCGGCGGAAACGGCGGAGGAAGUGGCGGCAACAGUCGCACGCCACCGGACAGCCUCUCACCGGCGGCGAUUGCUGCUGCAGCUGCCGCAGCCGGUCUGAAGACACCGGAAGCUGCCCUGCUCAGCGCCGGUCCCUCCAGCGCCAGCUCGGCAAACACCUUCUUUGGGCCAAAUUUUAACAUCACCGAGGCGAUCACCUCAACGAUGGGCGCUUCUGCCUCUUCUUCUGUGAUUGGAGGUGGUAGCAGUAGUCAGCUGUUGGGAACGCCCCUUCAGCAGGCAUUGCGAUCUCCGGUGUCUGCAGCGCACCUCGCACAGUUCCCGCUUGAUCUCAUCAACAGCGCUGCUGGUCUGCCCAGUUCACCGCGAACUCCGCUCGAUCCUGAAAUAAGUGGCACUUCAGUGUCGGCAGCGGCAGCAGCAGCUGUGGCCGCCGCCUCUACGCCAG